UAUUUAAAUUCCUUGCCGUGUGCUGAAGGUCUUUAUCGCGUUGGCAACAAGUCAAGGGCCGUAGUGGCUAUAGGGGCUGGGCCAAUAAUCUCUAAAGCGUAGGGGAUAUCUUCAAAGAUUCUGUUAAUUUUAUGAGGUAUUAUUGAAGUUUAUUAUGAUAUCAAUGUGAAAUAACACAUUCUAAGAGCCUUGGGAAAGGGCCAUCUGGACAAAUAUUUGUAGAGAAUCUUCCUCUUGACCCCAUUUCCGGCCCCAAAGGCUCUUUAAACUCUCGUUACGGCCUUGCAGUUUUUGUGGACAAUGCUAAAAGCCAUGGAGAGUAGUUGUUUUGUUCGGGGAAUCGCCGACAGGACACGUCAGUAACACUAAAAUAAAGUCUCCUGCACUGCGCUUGCGCCAGGUUGGCCAACUCAGAGAAAUAUAAUCAAAGAUGGCGGGUAUCGCCAGCAUGAGUGGAAUGUUCCUGUUUCUGAUUUUCUCAUUUUCUGCAAGCAGCGUCUUUGGAAGGUUUUGCAUUAAUCCGGAGUGUUCAGAGCCUAUUUCUAGUGCAAGAAUAAAAAAAGCAUAUAACACCAGAGACGUUCAUCUAUUUGUUGGUGAUGAAGUGGAUUUAAUAAGCAAAAGUGAUGAUGGAAGUUUUUUUGAAUUUGAGUUGGGUGAUGUUAAAGGAAUUAUCCCAACUGAUCACAUCAGAGAAGACUCAUUAUCUGAAAUACCAGAAAGGCUUGAACAUAUUCCAGAGGUGGAUGAUGUUGAAGAGGAUGUCGAGGGCGAUGAAGAUAUUUAUCCCAAUGAUAGUGGUGAAGGAGAGAUGUUUUAUGGUGACAUGGAAGAUCAUAAUGAACAGCCUAAAAGAAAAAAGAGUAAAAAGAAAGCAGCAAAAAAAAUUAAAAAGUCAAAAGAAUCUGCCCAAGAAAACAAAGAUGGAACAGAAAAUGUGUUGUCUGAAAAUCACAAAAAGAUGAAAGAACAAGUAAAUGAGAAGGAACAAAACAAAGAAAAUAGUCAUUCUAAUAACCAGUUGCACAAGAUAGAAGAGCCAGUUAUUUCAGAGGCAAGUUUAUUUUCUUCGGACAUGAGUGGAGACUUCUCAAAUUAUUAUAAGGAGUUAUCAAAAAUGCCAAAUUUCAUCAUUAUGAAAAAAAGGUAUAUGAAUGACUAUUUGGCCAGAAAUUAUGCAGGAAAAGAAGUAACUGAUGAAAUUAAGAAAGAAGUUGAAGAGUUUGUAGAGAACGAUAUGCUCGAGCAAAUAAAAGAACCAGACAGUGAACUGCUUCAUAUGUUGGUGCAUUAUGACCCAAAGGACUUGCCUGGAGGCGAACCGGAGAAACAAGAUGAAGCAAAUGCUGAUGGGGAGAAAGCAAGUGUUGAUGAUAUCAAAAAGACAGAAGAGAGCGAUGAAAAAUCUGAAAAGCAGACUAGUGAUGAUUCAAAAGAUGGUACAACUGGCAACUUAAAGACCACGAACAACUCUGAAGACCCUGCUCCACGGGUCACCAUUGAUAGUUUUGUGGAUGACUUUACAAAACAUCCAAAUUUCCAGCGACUGAAAAGUAAGCAUUUGACUAGCUAUCUGAAUACCCAUUACAGUGGGGAGGAAAAUAUACCAGAAAUUCGCGAGAUGGUUAGCAAGUUAAUUCAAGAUGACUUAGUUCGACAGUUAAGCAAUGCUGAUAGUCCGCUAAGAGAAGAAUUGCUUAAGCAAGGGUCUGAAACAGUAGUCAAAGAAAAGGAAGCUAAUGUCAAAGUUAGUGAUGAAGGAAAGGUGGAACCGAAGCAAGACCCUCAAACACCUUUAGAGCAAAAUCUGGAACAGAAAAAAGAUGAUGCAGUAAAAGUGAAUAAAAAUAUAAAAGUCAUUGUGGAUAAAGUAGUCCAUAGUAGUACAAACACUAAUGGCACAGACAACACUAAUGGAACUGCAGUAGCAGUGGAAACUUCGAAAGUAGACGAGUCAGUUCCUAAAGAGAAGACAGCCUCAGAAAAAGUAUCAGACGAUCACUCUGAACCGAUACCUCCCGCGGGUGGAAAAGAACCAUCCAAACAAGAUGAAAAACAACCAGAAGAUUUGGAAAACGAGGUACCUCCCGCGGGUGGAAAAGAACCAUCUAAGCAAAAUGAAAAACAACCAGAAGGUUUGGAAAACGAGGUACCUCCUGCGGGUGGAAAAGAACUAUCAAAACAAGAUGAAAAGCAACCAGAAGAUUUGGAAAAUGAGGAAUCUCCCGCGGGUGGGAAAGAACUAUCAAAACAAGAUGAAAAGCAACCAGAAGAUUUGAAAAACGAGGAACCUCCCGCGGCUGGAAAAGAACCAUCUAAACAAGAUGAAAAGCAACAAGAAGAUUUAGAAAACGCUGACAAGCCUAAAAAAGAACCAUCUGAAGACUCUGAUGGAAUUCACCAAACCACCCAGGAAAACACGGCUGAUGAUAGUGUAAAUACUGAAGAAAACACUGCGAAAUUUUCGAUCAAAAAGCUUGGGAAUGCCCUGAAAGACAGAUUCAAGGCAUUUGCAAGCAAAUUUGCUUCAAAAGAAACUGAAACACAAAAUGAUGAAGAAGAUGAUGAAAACAAACGAGAUAGUGUUACAAGUGAUGCUCCCGAAGCAAAUGAUUCUAUUGAUGUAAAGGAUGCAGUUGAUUCGAUUGAUUCUACUGAGUCAAAGUCCUAUGAUCAAAGUGAUUCUUCGAAAGCCAGCGAUUCUAAUAAUGCCAAGGGUGCAACCAAUUCAAUAGCUUCUACUGAUUCACAUUCCGAUAGCGAAAGUGAUUCCUCGAAAACCAGUGAUUUUGUUGCUAGCAAAGAUGUAAUUGAUUCGGUUGUUUCGACUGAUUCACAGCCUGACGAUAGUAAUGAUUUAUCGAAAAUCAGUGAUUCUGUUGCUACCAAGGAUGUAAUUGAUUCCACUGUUUCGACUGAUCUACAGGCUGAUGACGAUAGUGAUUUACCAAAGACCAAUGUUUCUGUUGCUAGCAAGGAUGUAAUUGAUUCGACUGUUUCAACUGAUUCACAGUCAGGUGAUCGAAGUGAUUCUUCUGACAUCAUUAAUUCCAAAGAUGAUAAAGCUACUACCGGCUUUCUUGAUGAUAGGGAAACAGAAAAGGCAGCUCAAGAACGGGAAAGUGAAAAAAAGUGGAUGGGCAACAUUCAGGAGGUUUCUAUUGAGGAACUGCUGAGAGAAAUGGAUCCAGAAAGUAAAGAAACUACGUCAGAUCAGAAAGUGGAAAAUGAACAUGUUGAGACGAGGGUAGAGGAGAAGGUUGAAGAUAAAGCACCAUUGCCACCUAUUAAUUCAGUCAUCGACGAACAAAAGGACCAAGCCGAAAGCAAAGUGGACAAUAACAAUGAUGCAGAAGAUUUGGCAUUGCAAAGCGAUCUGGCUAGCAUGGUUGCUGGUGCACAAAUGAACAGUCCUAGCUCCGAAGCACAGAAAAAAGAUGGUAACAUCGUCGAGGAGAAAACUGUCAAAAAUUCUGAUUCAAAAGAAAUGGAGCGACGUCACGUGCCCCGCGAGGAGCAAAGUGAUGCGUCAGAAGUUGCCAAAGAGCAAGAAGCGAGUUUUGAAGCAUCAGCGACGGUUUCAGCGAAAGAUGGCAACGUGGAGUCGAAGGUGGAUGAAAAAAGGGAGGAGGAACGAUCAAUUUUUGAAGGGUCCUCAGAAACAUCACCCAUUGUCAGUGAAGAUUCAAAUGGAAAUGUCAAGGAAGCGGUUCCAGCAGUGGUAGAAAACUCAGUUGUGAGUGAGCAAGUCAGCAAGCAGACUGAACAUGAAGAAAAUUUAAAUGCAGAGACUAACUCGCAUGAAAAAGAGAACCAAGCCGAUAUUGGCUCUGUAGCAGAGGACCAGGACUCCAGUGUCAAUGUGGUGUCAGAUAGCAAGACACAUAGCUCAGGUACUGAGAAAAGAUCGGUUGCUGAAGAGCCGGAUCAGCAACAUGAAAGGGACGUAACCGGAAAAGAUCAAGAUGGAAACCCAGACUUCUCCCAUAUGUCAGAGGAAGAUGCUCGGGACGCCUUGCUGGAAACAUGCCAUCACAAUCCGAAUAUACCAGAUUGUGACCGAUUGCGCGGCACAAAGAUAUAUCGAAAAAAAGACAAUUCAGAUGAUUCCGAAACAAGUUCAAAAAAUUCUUCUAGGGAUGAAGAAAAUAUCGGAAAACUUGAAAGAGCAUGGAGAAAUCUUGUCAAAAUUAUGAAACGCAUCAAACUGAUGAAAUUAGGUGUCGUACGGCUGUUUCAUGGGCCUUUAAGUGUCAUGGGACUGGAAGAUAUAUCGCAUUGGAUUCAUGAAGUGGUAGAGCAAGCUUCCCCCGAAGUCAUCACCAUCACCGUUUGCUGUGUUCUCCUCAUAAUUACGUUGCUUUUGAAAUCAGCUCUGGUUCCAAAACAUGUCACUGUUGGGCCCAGUGCCUAUGAUGUGCACAAAAUGCGGCAGAGUAAACAGAGAAUUCUGCAAGAAGAUACUGAAGACAUGGAAAAGGAAAUAAGGCGUUUGCGAGAAAUUGUUGAAUCAAAGGAAUCGAAGAUCGGUUCAGGAGACAAAACGGUGAAGAAGCUAGAGAAAUCAUUGCAAUCAUUACAAGAUAUGUAUGAACAAAAGGAGCUUCAGGAUGACAAGCUUCGAUCAUCACAUGCCCAACGCAGCAAAACAUCCAUGUACACUUCGCCACGACUUUCAUCAGUAUCAUCACCUUUGUCAUCAACACAGAAAAGAUCAAAUAUACUUCUAGCAGAUAUUCGAAAGGAAGUCGAGGAAGGGAAAACUCAACAAAAGAAGUUGCAAGAGUUGAUUGAUGAAAAAGAAGUUGAAAUUAAAGAGGCAGAUAGCAUGGUCUCGAGGCAUGAGAAUGAAAUUGUCAGACAAAAGGACAUAAGCGACGCACUUAACGAUCGACUGCAAAAGGUUGUAGAGGAGCUAGAUGUGAAAGACGGAGUUGUCAUGGAAUUACAAGAAAAGAACGGAGCACUUCACGUGGAAUUGGAAAAUCUUGAAAUGGAGCGACGCCAGGUUGAGAAAGAAAGGAAAGAAAUCCAGGAGAGGUGCAAGGAACUCGAAGAAGAAUUAAAAGCCAAAGAAGAGGAAAAUGGAAAACUUCAAGAUGAAAUUGAGGAGAAGGAAAACGAAGUCGAAGUCCUGCGUGACUGCAUGGCGCAAAUCAACAAUGGAAAGCUUGAUGGAGAAGCCAUGGAAGAUUUUGAUACCCCAGAGGAAGAUCCAGACAUAAAAGAACAACUUAAGACAGAAAGAUUGAAACAGAUUGUUGAGUCAACCCAGGCAUUAGCAAAUCUUAAGAAGAGUGAAAAAGAGAAAGAGUAUUUCCAGGAAGGGUAUCUAGAAGAACGGGAAAAGAGAGAGAAUGCAGAAGAACAAGUCAAGACUCUGCAAACUGAUAUUGAAAGACUUAGCAAAGAUGUCAAUACAUACAAGACAAGUUCAACUGAAUACCAGAUUAAAAUGGAGACUCUGCAACAGUAUUUCAAGCAACAAGUGACUGAUUUGCACAGGAAACUGUCCGAUGAAGAACAAAGUCGAAUUGAAUUUCAACGGAAAUAUGAGAGUGUUGUCAGUCAAUCAAGCUCUGCUGUGGAGGAGACGGCGAAUGUAAAAUUACAAAACGAAGAUUUGAAAAAUGAAAUUAAAGAAAUGGAGCGAGGCAUCAAAGAUACGAAAAUGGCUUCUGAAAAGGAAACACACGAAUUAUGGAUAAAAAAUAGACAGAUGAAUAGAGAUUUAGAAGAAAUGAAAAGAGAAAGAGAUAUUUACAGAAAAAGACUGCUUGAAGCUGAGACGGCACGAAAACGAUCUUCGCCAAUACCGGCCGCUGGAAUGGAGAAGUCACGUGAUAGCCCCGCUGGCAGUGAUGAUGGAAGACCACAAUCUCCGGGUUCACAAAAAAGCAGUGCAUCAGGUUUACCAAACUUCAUGUCUGGCCCUAGACCGAUGUUUGGGAUGGUUCCUCCUCCACCGCCACCACUUUUUCCUCGUGGACCAAUGCCUAUGCCAAUGGGCCCAAUGCCACCGCGUCCAGGACCUUUUGGUCCACCAGGAGGAGUUCCAUCGAUGAUGGGCAACCACCAGACACCUGUAUCUCAACCACUUAACACAGCUGGUGGACCCCCCAUGUCAACUGCAGGACCACCCAGUAUACCGAGUGGGCCCUUUAAUCCGAUGGGCCAUCCCAUGGCAUUUGGUGGCCCACGGCCAAUGGGAUACCAGGGGAAUCCAGGAAUGCCACCAAAUAGCAUGAAUCCUUCUUCAACUGCGGGUAAUCCUAUUUUUAGCCAAAGUCAAGAUAUGAUGUCACAAGCUCAGGGCCGAGUGCCAGGGCAAACAACUCCCAACAUGCAACGGCGUUUCCCGCCUCAACAACAGACAAUGCAAGGCCCAAUGCAUUCAACUCCCGUUAAUUCGCCUUCACAGUCACAGAUCUCACAGCUACCACCCUCGCACCCGAGCUUAGCUGCCAACCAAAUGAAUCAACAUGGCCGUCCUCAGCUGCAUAGAAGGACAACCGGGAGCAACGUAUCAUAGUUAAUUCGGUAUUUGAAUAUAGGCUUUCAAAUUCAACAGAUAAUUAUUUAUAAAGGACAUUAUAUGUCUUUAAGCAUUCAAUAAAUCUACAUGAACUGAAAUUCGGAAAUCGAUUAAUUUUCACAGUUUUUAUUUCACGGGGUCAUAUUCCUAUUACCCUUUCAAUGUCUGUCGUCGCCCAAGGAAAGAUUGUAUUUGGCAGGUUCUAAAAAGUUUUUGGAACAUUUAAUUUUUCAUUUAAUUAUAUUGAUUAUAAUAUUUGUUUGUUUAACGGCCUAUCAUAACAGUUAUUUCAAUAAAGGCCCUAAAUAAACACAAGGCUCCAUUUUGUAUUUGGUUGCAUGAAAACACAAAAGGUUUUGUUCUACAAAAUCUUCACACAUCCAUAGCUAUUUACCGGAUUUUAUUGAAUCCAUUUAAAGGGAGGGAAUUCUGAAGUAUAUUUUAGGAAACAACGAAGUAAUAUGCACCAGUUGAAUAAUGCUUGGCAUUUGCACAUAUGUCUCAUCUGACAAAUAGAGAAAAGAUAUAUUUUUAUUUCGUUGUCCGCUUUGUAAUGAUAUCAGGAAGGUCAAGAGUUUUUGUGAAAUUCAAUUUUAUGCCCAGCUUGUAAGGUCGGGGAAUAUUUUCAUUGUCUGUCAUUAUUGCUCACCAAUUUUGAAAAUUAAGUAGAUAAAACUUAGUAAACAUUCCUAUUCAUUGCAAAUUAUAUUCAUAAAUCAAUUUAGAUGGAAUUUAGAACAAAUUGUGUUUGUAUAAAGAGAUUGGUAAUAUGAAUAACAUGAAUCACUA
Molecule: messenger RNA, 7324 nt
Organism: Rhopilema esculentum
Lineage: Eukaryota; Metazoa; Cnidaria; Scyphozoa; Rhizostomeae; Rhizostomatidae
Source: RefSeq, a predicted model, not a curated record